Messenger RNA from Hibiscus syriacus, 1095 nucleotides. Its product is annotated as tRNA pseudouridine synthase A-like. Lineage: Eukaryota; Viridiplantae; Streptophyta; Magnoliopsida; Malvales; Malvaceae. Gene Ontology annotation, biological process: mRNA pseudouridine synthesis; tRNA pseudouridine synthesis. The record is from RefSeq and is a predicted model, not a curated record. The transcript is spliced from 4 exons. The coding region runs from base 1 to 939 and encodes 312 amino acids. Gene Ontology annotation, cellular component: nucleus. Gene Ontology annotation, molecular function: RNA binding; pseudouridine synthase activity.
AUGGAUGAUUCUGGGGUUGUGGCAGAUAAAGUUAUUGCAGCCAAGUCGACUGUUUUUCAGCCCGACAUUUCAUCGAACAUUGGGGAUGCUGAAAAUACAAUUAAGGAAUAUAACCCGACUUCUGAACUGAAGGAGGAAGUUACCGAAAUGGACGAUUGUAGGUUUGUGGAAGAUAAAAUACACAAGAAAGAGGAAAAAAAAAGUUUUGUUCUUGGUUUUAAAAGGCGCACCUCGGCCGAAGGCGCAGCCAGGCAAUGGACUUUGCGCCCGCCUGGGUUGGGGCGAAGCGAGAUACGGGAGUGCCUUUUAAAACCAAGGUUUUGUUAUGGUGAGGAAGAGAAGGAGAGGUUCAAUAGAAUAUUGAAUCACUAUGUUGGGUCUCACAACUUCCAUAACUUCACUACAAGAAUGAAAGCCGAAGAUCCUGCUGCACAUCGAUAUAUUGUUUCAUUUCACGCAAACAAAGUUGUUACCGUUGAGGGCAUUGAUUUUGUGAAGUGUGAGGCUGUGGGUCAGAGCUUCAUGCUUCAUCAGAUUCGAAAGAUGAUCGGUGUGGCAGUUGCUAUCAUGAGGAAUUGCACUCCCGAGUCUCUGAUUAAAACUGCAUUGAGAAAGGCUGUACACAUCAACGUACCGACGGCACCCGAGGUUGGUUUGUACUUGGAUGAGUGCAUCUUUUCGUCUUAUAAUCAAAAAUGGAAAGAUACUCAUGAAGAGUUGUCUAUGAAAGCAUAUGCAGAAGAGGCAGAGGAAUUCAAAAUGAAGUUUAUAUACUCUCAUAUAUCCUCCACGGAGUGUGAGGAAGGAACCGUUGGCCUGUGGUUGCAUUCUCUAAACCACAGAAACUAUCCCGAUUUACGGGCCUGCAGCGGAGACACAAUCGAUGGGAAGAAGAGUCCAAAGGUUGGUGACGGUGCAGACACCAUGGAAUGCGGGUGAGAAAAGCGGAGACACUGCUGAGAUACAGACUGUGAAAGAGUAGAACAUUUAAGGUUGUUAAGUGUUUGGAAGGAAAUGACAGAUUCAUUUGGAUUGGAUACCACAUUCAUGGACAUGCAGCUAAUACUCAGAUGGUUAUUCUGGACAGCCAACCAA